Messenger RNA from Didymodactylos carnosus, 636 nucleotides. The record is from the annotation of a GenBank genome assembly. NCBI's taxonomy places the organism in Eukaryota, Metazoa, Rotifera, Eurotatoria, Philodinida, Philodinidae.
AUGAUGGCGCUAGUACCGUCGACUGCGAGUACUCUGGCACGCGGUACUAGUAAUAUUACCAAUACUACAGCAGUAUCCUCUGGAAAUAGUGGAAAUGCUGAUAAAGUGUGCGGUAUUUUACAAGAGAUUCGUGACGAGUUUCAUACGUUAAAAACGUACUUGGUUAAAAAUGAUAAAAGUAGUGACCAAUCAAAUUUAAACGAUGUUUUAAAUAGAACUGAACAUACGAUUAAAGAACGAACAGAUGAAGUAUUGAAUAUGUUAAAUGGGAACAUCGCAACGUUAACAUUUAAUCAAAUGGCAGCCGUAGCUUCUGGUAAUAAUUCAUCCAUGUUUGAACAAUUAUACAAUUUACAGACAAGAGACGGAUCAAGAAAAUUAACAUUUAUGCCAAAUGGUAAUAAUCGUCAAUCUGAAUAUUCGAUUCCAUCAAUUCCUGUUAUAACAAUUGGUCCGUCUUCCAAUCAACAGCCUCGUAUAGCACCGGGUAUGGCAGCUAAAAUGGAAUAUGAAUCAAAAAUUAUUCGUAAUCCAUUUAAUCAAAAAAAUCGUCAAGUUUUAUACGAUAAUUUUGGAAUACAAUUGCCACUAAUUGAAAGACAACAACAAAAACAAGUAGGGCACCUAAUAAAAUAG